Molecule: messenger RNA, 599 nt
Organism: Capsicum annuum
Lineage: Eukaryota; Viridiplantae; Streptophyta; Magnoliopsida; Solanales; Solanaceae
Product: secreted RxLR effector protein 161-like
Exons: 2
Source: RefSeq, a predicted model, not a curated record
GUCCUGAUGUGGAGCAAAAGAUAUAUAGAGGGAUGAUAGUUUCAUUGCUAUACCUCACAGCAGGCAAGCCUGAUAUUGUGUUCAAUGUAGGAUUAUGUACCAGAUUUCAAGCAAAUCCUAAAGAGUCUCAUCUAAAAUCUGUACAAAAGAUUUUUAGAUAUCUCAAAGGAACCAGUGAUCUUAGUUUAUGGUACCCAAAAGGUAGUAAUUUCAACUUGAUUGGAUAUUUUGAUGCUGAUUAUGCAGGAUAUUUGGUUGACAGGAAAAGCACCAUAGGCAUGAAACACUUUCUUGAAUCAUGUUUGAUUACCUGGUCCACAAAGAAGCAAAAUUCAGUGGCCCUGUCUACUGCUGAAGCUGAAUAUGUUGCUGUAGGAUCUUGUUGUGCUCAACUAUUAUGGAUUAAGCAACAACUUAUGGAUUUUGGUAUAGAUGUUGGAUGUGUUCCUAUUUUCUGUGAUAAUACAAGUGCCAUUAACAUAGCCAAAAAUCUCGCUGAGGUGGAGGUUGCUCAAGCUGCAUUGGAUGCUGCACAGGCUGCUUAUGAGGAUGAAAAAGGGUCCUUCAAGCUCAAAUUGCUUCCCUCACUGCCACUUUAG